This is a messenger RNA of Chroicocephalus ridibundus (black-headed gull), 2114 nucleotides long. RefSeq names its product NADPH dependent diflavin oxidoreductase 1 (gene NDOR1). The transcript has 14 exons. NCBI's taxonomy places the organism in Eukaryota, Metazoa, Chordata, Aves, Charadriiformes, Laridae. Gene Ontology annotation, molecular function: flavin adenine dinucleotide binding; FMN binding; NADPH-hemoprotein reductase activity. The record is from RefSeq and is a predicted model, not a curated record. The coding region runs from base 8 to 1615 and encodes 535 amino acids. Gene Ontology annotation, cellular component: cytosol.
CGGUGGGAUGGGGAAGGGGAACGGUGAGGGCAUGGUGGCGCCUACGAUGACAGAACGGAAACUCCUCAUUCUUUUUGGCAGCCAAACUGGGACGGCUCAAGACACAGCUGAGAGAAUUGGCAGAGAAGCCAAGCGACGGCAUUUCCAAUGCAGGGUAGAGGCGCUGGACAGCUAUGAGGUGGCCAACCUCAUCAAUGAGCUGUUGGUGGUUUUUGUGUGUGCAACCACCGGCCAGGGUGACCCACCUGACAACAUGAAGAUGUUCUGGCGGUUUCUGUUCCGGAAGAACCUGCCACCCCGUUCCCUCUGCCAGCUGGACUACGCCGUGCUGGGCCUUGGUGACUCCUCCUAUCCCAAGUUUAAUUUUGUUGCGAAGAAGCUGCACAAACGGGUGCUACAGCUUGGGGGCAAUCCUCUGCUGCCAGUGGCGUUGGGAGACGACCAGCAUGACUUGGGGCCAGAUGCAGUGGUCGAUCCAUGGCUCCUGGCCUUAUGGGACAAGAUCCUUGCCUCGUAUCCUCUCCCUCCUGGCCUUGAGAUCGUCAGUCCAGAUGUACGCCUGCCCCCAAAAUACACCCUGCACUACCUGGCGGAGGACUCCCCGCAUCCCGAUGGUGGCCUGCUCCAGCCGACAGCACCCAGGACUGUUCCCUCCGAGCUGCAUCCUUUCCCUGCCCGGAUGGUGUCCAAUCAGCGGGUCACAGCAGAAUCCCAUUUCCAGGAUGUCCGGCUCAUCGAGUUUGAUGUCGCGGCCUCAGGGAUCACGUUCAAUGCAGGGGACGUGGUGAUGAUCCAGCCCCAAAACUGCUCUGAAGACGUGCAACAGUUCUGCCAGCUCCUGCGUCUAGAUCCAGAGAGAUGCUUUGUGCUGAAGCCCACAGAGCCUGGUACCUCCCUCCCUGUACUGUUGCCACAGCCCUGCACCAUCCGGUACCUGGUCACCCACUACCUGGACAUCUCCUGUGUGCCGCGGCGCUCCUUCUUUGAGCUCUUGUCCUACUUCUCUACGAAUGAGCUGGAGCGGGAGAAGCUGCAGGAGUUCAGCUCUGCACAGGGGCAGGAAGAGCUGUACAGCUACUGCAACCGGCCCCGCAGGACCACUCUCGAGGCCCUCUGGGAUUUUCCUCACACCACGUGUGCCAUUCCGCCCGACUACCUGCUCGACCUCAUCCCUCGCAUCAGACCCCGCGCCUUCUCCAUCGCCUCCUCCAUGCUGGCUCACCCUGACCGGAUCCAGAUCCUCAUGGCAGUAGUGCGGUACAAGACACAGCUCAGCAAACCCCGCCGUGGUCUCUGUUCUACCUGGUUGGCCUCUCUCAACCCAGAGCAAGGUGAUGUUAGGGUGCCUCUUUGGGUGAAGAAAGGAGGAAUGAAGUUCCCAGCUGACCCUGACACCCCCGUGAUCAUGAUUGGCCCUGGCACAGGGGUGGCACCUUUCCGAGCAGCGAUACAAGAGCGGGUGGCACAAGGAGGUAGAGGGAACUGCUUGUUCUUCGGCUGCCGCCAGAAAUCCAAAGACUUCUACUGCCAGGCAGAGUGGGAAGAGCUCGUGACAAAGGGCUUCCUGACACUCUUCACGGCCUUCUCCAGGGACCAGGUAGCUGCUGGUCCUUAAAUGACCUGCUCGGAGCCCUAACCUCGUCGGCAGAGCCUCUGUCAGCACUUAGCUGAUUAAUGGUAAUGAUGCUGAAGCUGAGCAACCAGCUGGCUGUGUUGGUGCUUGUGACGGGCUUGCUUACCUCCUGCAUCGCCGGCAGCCGGGUCGGAGCAGUGGAGCUGUGCCCGGGGGUGACCUGACUCUCCAGUGCAAUGCAACCAGUGGAGCUGCGUGGGACCUGCUGACGCGCGGUGACCAGCUCUUGUGACAGCCGGGGCUGGGGGUUGUUCCCACGCAUACCUCCAAACUGCAGCCCACAGGGAGCCUGCGAUGCAGCAAGAGCCUUGCUGCCUUUGGGGCUGACGGAGGGAGGAGGACAUGGGGAGGAGGUUGUGCCCGCAGCUCAGCUCACUGCUGUGCAGAGCCCGGCGUGCUGGAACACGCGGCAGAGGGCCUGGCCUCCAUCACACUGUCACCUUUGUCGUGGAGGAGCCAUCUGGGCCGGCAGUGAAUUCAG